UUCAUUACAAUUUUUCAACUUCUAUAUUUGCCACGAAUGUUAAAAAAUGGUAGCAUGCAGUUGUAAACAGUACAUGACAUCAUUGGUCAGGAGGUACUUUGCUGAAAAAAUAUUUUAAAGGAGGUACAUUUCUAAAAAAAAGUUUGAGAACCACUGUCCCAGAGGAGCUUCAUGUUCCUUAAAGUUAAUUCAGCACCUUUUUUUGUAUCUUGAAUCACGUUAUUAAACCUUUAUUCCACAUGGAAAGUUCCCUUCUUCUACUUUCUGGUGUGGCAUCAGUACGCUGCCGUAAUGUGACCUCAGCAACAACAACAAGUUUAAAGCCUGCGACUCAGCACCAGUCAGUUAGAACUGAAGAAGCUUCUUGGAUAAGAGGUGUUUAAGGAACUCAAGCAAGUCCAGUUGUCUACGAUACAGCACAUAUGAAUGUAGUCGCUGACAUGGAGCGUCUAAUCUGACCUGCAGCACUCUCACUCAAUAUCUAUGUACUCAAUACUGGACCAACUUUAAAAAAGGUGUUCCCGUUCGUCACUUAGACACAAAAACAUUUUAAAACAAGGUCCAGGUUGAAAGAUACCGAGCUGACCCUUGAAAUCAGAACUUGUAUUUAUCACUUGUGGUCAUUCAAGUCAUCUGCACUGAUCAUCAAACUCCUCUCUGGUUCUUUUCAGGAGCUUCAGAGCCAUGAAGAACUUCCUGUUCCUCCUCCUGGUGGUGACGGAGGCGUCCUCCAGGUCGCACAGCGGCUGGUGUGACCUGGGCUGCGACUGUCGAGGAGAUCUGAGGUUCACCAUCUGCUCCCGGGCGCUCAUCUCCCAGCUGCCCGCCAGAGUGCCCCCCAACACCGAGCUCCUGGACCUCUCCGACAACCACAUCUCCGUCAUCCCCGAACGCUCCCUCAGCAAAAACCGCAAGAUCCGAGUCCUCCUGCUGCAGAACAACAACAUCAGCGUGGUGGAGGACGGCGGCUUCUCUCAGCUGGAGUUCCUGCAGAAGCUGGACCUGAGCUGGAACCAGAUCUCCACCCUGACUGAAGGGUUCUCCAUCGGCCUGGCGUUCCUGCGGGAGCUGCAGCUCGCCCACAACCGCCUGACGAGCCUGGACAGCCGCAGCUUCCUGCACCUGGACGGCCUCCAGAGGUUAAACCUGACCAGCAACAGCAUCCACACCAUCCAGAUCAGGUCGUUCUCCUCCAUGAGCAGCCUGCGGCAGCUCCACCUGGAGGGCAACCAGCUGACGGCCCUGCGGAGCGGCAUCUUCUCCAUGCUGCGCUCCCUGGAGGUCCUCAACCUGGGCGGGAACCAGAUCAGUGAGACGGAGCCGGGCGUCUUCAAGCCGCUCAUCAGCAUGACGCUACUCAACUUAGCCAACAACCACAUGUCCACGGUGCAGUUCAAGACGUUCCUGAGCAUCCACACCUACAGCACCCACAUCCUGCUGGAGGACAACCCGUGGAACUGCGACUGCGACCUGCAGAGAGUCUUCAGGAAGCUGCGGAGCAUCCAGAGGCUCUUCCUGGACGACUACUACAACCUCACCUGCAAGGAGCCCGCCGUCCUCGAGGACUACAGGCUGAUGGAAGUGGACACGGAGCUGUGCCUCGCCGAGACGGUCACCGUGCUCAUCAUCACCGCCACCGUGGUGAUAACGGUGCUGGCGGCCAUGCUGAUGGGCGAGAGGAAGAGGAAGAAGAAGAAGAGGGGAAGCACUGGACGCAGCAGGGGGAGCUGUCAGAUGAGUCGGACUACUGAAACACAACUUCUGAACCAUGUCGCUAUUUAAUUUUAUUUUUUAACUCUUUAUUUUCCAGCAAAGAAAGACGAUUAAAAUAAACAUUCUAACUUUCAGGCUUCUCUGUCGUCGUCGUCGUCGCUUAAAUCCCUCAGGAACAUCUGCACGCCUGCAGAGAUUUGAGACUCUGUGGUUCAUUUUGUCGGAUUUCCCAUCUGCUUCGCACCGAACGAGCCUGAAAAAGCUUUUAAACCGACACUGUGGAGGGAAUUACUCUAAAACAUCUGCUUCAUUCAAUAAAAAAACUCUACUUUCCUUGAAAUGCAGUAAAUUUAAUCCGUAUAUUAAUGAAAAAUGUUUAUUUUCUCAUCUUAAAUGUUCAAAUAUAUUUAUAUGAAUGGAUACUGUUCCCUUUUUAAAGCUUGGAAAACAUUAAAUUGAAUGUUGAGACUUUUUCGUGACUAAAACUUUGUGUUUAAAAUGAACAUUUGCCCACACAGGACUUCACAUCAUCUGCUUAAGUGUCACAUGGAAGUCUGCAGCGCCCUCUGCAGUUGCUGUAAUAUCCUCAUCUGUGCUGCUCAGUGACACACUGGAGACCUUUAGGCGGAGCCGCUCUGAUGCAGCAAAGUCACAGGAUUCAGCACGGAGGGGACAGGAAGUUGGCAAAAUAAAAGCAUGAAGUAUGUCGAGGGAAAACAAAGAAUAUUAACACACACACAAGGAGUUUGCACAAACAAUACCUGGACAAUAAACAUACAAAACAAAGGUGAAAUAGUCAUUUAUUAUUUUUAUUUUAUUUGUUAUUUAAGCUAUCAAAUGCAUUCAAUUACACAGUUCUUUAAAAAGUCUUAAAAGACAGAAUUUAUUAAUCCAAAAAUAAGGCCUUAAUUGGUAUUUAAAUGUCUUAAGUCAGUCUUUCAAGAAUCUUAAAAAUGCUAUGACACAGGAGGUAGGGUUUUAGGUUUUUUCUCUGUUGACAUUGCAUUGUAAAAUUUCAAAAUAAAUCUGUUUGGUUUUUUAAUAAUA
Epinephelus lanceolatus (giant grouper) is the source of this 2760-nucleotide messenger RNA. RefSeq lists its product as uncharacterized. Gene Ontology annotation, molecular function: protein binding. The record is from RefSeq and is a predicted model, not a curated record. Lineage: Eukaryota; Metazoa; Chordata; Actinopteri; Perciformes; Serranidae.